Molecule: messenger RNA, 1772 nt
Organism: Brachypodium distachyon (stiff brome)
Lineage: Eukaryota; Viridiplantae; Streptophyta; Magnoliopsida; Poales; Poaceae
Exons: 9
Coding region: 127-1548 (473 amino acids)
Source: RefSeq, a predicted model, not a curated record
ACACACGCGCAAAGGCAAAGGCAAAAGGAAGACCCGUGAGCGCGAGUGACCCCCCAACAAAUUCAUUCCCCAAACCAGAACCAGCUAGGGUUCCUCGACCUCGCCGUCGCCUCCCUUCACCUGACCAUGGCCGGCGCUGGCGAUCCCCACCGUCCUCCGCCUCCUCGUGGUACCGUUGGGUCGAGCUACCUGGACAUGGAAGAGCAGACGGAGAGCCAUGAGGAAUACAUCUCCCGCCUCCUAGGGGAGAGACCCAGUCAGCCACAAGGGGAUCCCUCCGGUGAGCCCUCCCGUGAGCUAAAUCUCCGCUACGUGGAACACAGGGAAAGGUGCAGGGAGGAAAGGAAGGAAAGGCAAGCCAGGGAAAGCCCGGGAAGCAGCAAACAGGGCCCGGAGGCAGAGAGCCAAGGACAAGAAGAAGCGCCGCCAGGCAGCCCUCGCCCUGCAGCUAGAGCAGGGACCCAGUCAGCCACUGGGGGAUCCCUCCGGUCACCCGCACCCGCAGGAGCUCGUGUUCGCCAGAGUGUUCUCUACUCAGAUCGCCCCAGGCGAUCCAGGAGACCUUCUCAAGACAAGCUACCGGUCGAGGAGCAUGCUGGCGAGGUGAGCAGCAGGGAGUUUGAAGCACUGACAUUGGGUCAAUCAAUUCCUACUGACUCAACUCACAGGGUCGAGGAGCAUGCAAUCAAUAAGAGUAGCAGGGAGUUUGAAGCAGUGACACUGGAUCAAUCACCACCUGCACUUGACCCAACUGAAAGGUCCAAUGAAUGUGUUUAUGAAUCUACCAGCAGCGAGUCUGAGUCUGAGUCUGGCCUAGAAAUUGAGGAGGAGAAGCCCAAAGUUGAAUCAGAUUCUGAUACGGAGGAGCUUCAGCGUAAACUCGAUGAGCACAUACAGAUGCUUAGGUCCAUGAGCCUCGAGGAAAGGCACGCUAAGAUUUUUGCUGCUCGGGAAGCCUCUCUAGCUGCUUGGAAGAAGAGAAGUUCAGCUAAAGUGCAUAUGGAGAAUCUUCCUGGCGCUGUCGAGUGUGCGAGAAAACAGUCUUUGCUAGACUUUAGUGUCGAGAAACUUCCCCAUGGCGUUGAAUGGGCUAGGAAACAGGCUUUGAUAUAUUUAAAAGAAACUCAACCAAGGUGCGAAGUUUCUGACGAAGAUAUUAUUCAAAAUGCGAAAAAGUGGAUGACUGAAGAGGCCAUGGUGGCUUUCAGAAAUUACGCUGAAAGAUGCCCCAAUCUCAAGGAUCUCGAGUACCAGUUUGAGACACUUCGCCACCAAUGUUUUAAUGUGGAAUGUUAUUACAAAAUUUUCCACCACUACAACUUCAGCGUGAAGGUCAAGGAUCCAAGUUCAGUUGAUUGGACAGUGACAAUGUAUUUUGCUGAAGUAAAGGAAAUAUUUGGGAGAAAAUACUAUUUCUGCCGUCCUCUGGAAUCAACUGAAAAUGGUCAUUGUUAUGCGUGCCUUAACCAAGGAGUGACUGAUCUGAGGCAUCCAGCUACAGGGGGAUUUGACACGGGUUUUUCAGAUACUGUAUUCCCUUAUAUGUAGGUGGAUUGCCUGCACUUGUUGUCACCAUGAACGGGAGAUAACGAUUAGAAGUUUAGUAAGACAGAUUAUUGUUUUGGCGUGAUUUGCUUUGAAUCUAGUGGUUCAGGCUCCAGAUACUAGAAGAUGGUGAUUAUGACAAUGUAUUUACAGUAGUUUGUUUGUACCUACCCCUGAUACAGCAGCAUUUAAUUAGAUUGCAGCAGGUAAUCAUUAAUUUGGUUAAA